Molecule: messenger RNA, 3709 nt
Organism: Athalia rosae (coleseed sawfly)
Lineage: Eukaryota; Metazoa; Arthropoda; Insecta; Hymenoptera; Athaliidae
Product: putative protein tag-278
Exons: 9
Coding region: 460-3195 (911 amino acids)
Biological process (GO): intraciliary transport
Cellular component (GO): axoneme
Source: RefSeq, a predicted model, not a curated record
UGAAAGUACGUCGCUAUGACGACUCUUUGGAAACAAUCAUGGAUGCCAAUCAGCCAGCAAUGUGUUUCUGUCAAUUGCAUUUAAUCCGAAAAAUAUGAUCAAAAAGAUGCAGGCUGCGAUGUAGAAAUAUAAUUAUUCACUCAUUCUUCGUCGCAAAAUGCAAACUGAAGUGCCGGCAUUACCUGUAGUAUGCUCAGACGGGUGUAAGCGAUCACUCACUAGGUAAACAUUACAAAUUAUGUGUACAGAAAAGUUGACGAAGAAUCAAGGAUUACAGCAGCAUCAAUAAAAAAUCAAACAUCGUACAAAAAUGCAGCUAUUCUUUUAUCGAAACGAAAGCAGUUGCAUCCAUUAAUUGGUGGUCCGUAUUACAAGAACAGCGCACGUGUUUACGCUAUUACCGAGCCCGUAAAAUAUUCGGAAAAAAAUCCUGUAGGACAAAGGGUUUUAUCGGCAAAAAUGCUACGUGUUAAGCAACUUCAAAAUCAAUUAACCGACGCUCAUUAUCGGUUGAAUGAACUAGCCAACGAAAACAGGCUGUUAAAAGCAUUGCAAAAAAGACAAGACUCUGCAUUACGACGCUACGAAGGAACGAAUGCUGAAUUACCACGUAUAAUUAAUUCUCACCACGAAGAACUCCGAGUACUGCAAGCUAAGUAUAAGAAAUUGAAAUCGCAACAUAAAGACACUUGCGAUCUACUGAAAGAAAAAGAAAAUGAACUACAUACUCUUCAGACUCAGAACAAACACCUCAUGCAAUUGAGCAAAGAUCGAAAUUUGGGAGAGAGAGAAAAAUUACAAGGACAAGUUUUAGAUUUGAAUCAUAGAAUCAAACGACAGAACGAAACAAUUCAGAUGUUACAUCGAAAAUUGGCACUCGAGGGAAAGAGUUUGAAACAUCAAUUGAGCAAUGAAAUAGCUAAGAAUAAGGCAAUGCAGAGACAUUUGAAUAAAACGAUGGAAAAAUUAAAAGGGCUGGAAGAUUUGUUGGACAACAGAGAAAAGAAAUUAUAUUACAACGGUCAGUUGCCGAUAUUCGGCAAACGUAAAAACAUAACGAGUCAGUCUCUGACAAAUUUGUCAGCCGAUGGCAGAAAUCCCACAAAUUUCACGAAAAAUGGCAUUGGAAAUAAGGAUCACGCAGAUCCCAAAGUAGCGGAAAAAUCUUUGCCAAUACUUCAUGAAAAAGAACCGAAUGUUUUGGACCAGAGAAUGAGUAAUACCACCACAAUUUUAACAUCGAAUACGGCACCAUUGUCUCCAAAAACUGAGACAAUGGCUAGCUUGAAUCAAAUUCGGAAAUUUCGACUGCAGAAAUCUCCUCUCACUCAAAAAUUGAGUGCCAGAGAUAGAUUGAGGGAAAGGCACAACGAAAUGGACAUUGAUGACAAUGAAACCAUUCCUCACGCUGAAAGCUCCCAAAAGUCGAAUACCAGCAUGGAACAGUAUAACAUAAACGCGUACGAAACAAAAUUGUCGAAAUUUGGAGAAAGUUUGGAAAACGAAACUGAGGGAACUGCUUAUAAAUUACCAAGAGAACUCAGAAAAGAAUUUGGCUACUCGACCAGUGAAAGCGAAAGUGAGGAGUUAGAAAAUUCUUCACCUGAUCAUACACAGGAAAAACAAUUUUUAGAAUCUACGGACCUAACUACAGCGUCAAAAGAACUGCAUGCAAGGUUGACUACCGAGGACCAUACAUCAACCAGUAUUGAUAAAAACAAUGAUAAACUCUUCACGGACGUAAAUUCGGAGAAAUUUGUAAAUGAGAAACUUAAAUUCAAACGGGAAUCCGCCCUAUGGGAACCAGUUAAGAAGACUUUUAACAAAGCCGAGUGCAAGGCGGAAAUGAGCCAACUGAAAGCAGCUGCUGGUAUUUCUGAAAGUGAUUCUGAAAGUGAUAGCGCAGCUGAAUCCAGUAGACAAAAAGAGAAAUACGAUUUUGUUCUUAAAAAUGCUCCAGAGGAUUCCGAGAACGAAGAUUCGAAUCAUCCGAUUGAGAAUGUCCUAACAUUUGACGGGGAUCAUAAGUCUGAUUCGGGCGCGGAGUUCGAUGGAUUGCAAAAAAUGAAGAAACGGGCAAGUUCUAACAAACCGAGCGGAAGAUCCAAGAUAUCUGAAAGCCCAAUAGCUUCGAGAGAUAUGAAUGAUGAUUUACCAAAAUCGCCGGACGAUAAUUAUGACGGCGGAAGACAACGUUUGAUGGACAUAACUAAAUCAUGGACUGAAUUGCAAGAAAAGAUUAUGAGAGAACGCGAAAUUUCGGAAAACCAGAUAAAAGGUUUGGAAAGCGAGUUAGAAGAUGAUCUGAUAUUGGAAAAGAAGAAUGUGCAUCGAAUUGACAACGACGAGAUAAAAAGAAUGAUGCAAUCGACCAGAAAAGUCUCUUUGACACUCAACAGUCAAGAUAAUUUUACGGAAAAUAUUGACCAGAAAUUAUAUGAAGUCGACAAUAAACAAAGCAAAAAAUCUCGACAGCUUGCGCGUAGAAAUUCAAUUUCUCUCGAUAAUAUGAAUCUAGGAAUUGAAUCGAGCGAAAAUCUGAGAAGACUUGAACACCGACUGUCAAUCGGCAAAUUCGAACACGCGGAAAUACAAUCGAGUGAAUUAGAACUACAAGAAAAGGAAGACGAAAGUUUUGACACUGUGGCGGAUAAGGAAACAUUUCCAUCGCGUUCAGGAGCGGGGGAUAAUUUCAUAUCCAGCAUCAAGAAUGAACUGAGCCAAGUCGAUGCAACACAAGCUGCACUUCAAAGCAUGGUGUUGGAGACGAAGAGGCAAAUAAAUGAAAACCAAAAAUCGAAGACGAAACAGACGAAUACGACUAAAAUAGAUAAUUCGAAGAAAACAUUGAACCAUCAUACUCAGCAAGAAACUGAUGUUGUGAAAAAGGUAACUAAAACUUUGCAACAGGAACCUUCGUACAAGGAAGAAAUGUCUUCAGAAGCGAGGAUGAUAAAUUACAAUAAAGAAAAGUUACUAGCUGCGAUGAAAGCGAUUGACAAUAACGAAAAUGUUGAGUUUCUGGAUUUGCAAAAAUCUCAAAAAGGUAACGGGAGUAGCAGGUCACAAAUAACAGAGAACCUAUAUCGUGGGGUGCCAACUCAUAAUAAGAAAAAAGAUGAUCUAAUUAAGGAGCUAUUUGGGGAUGGUAAAGGUGAUACAAAAACUAGAAACGGAUGUACAAAGAUGCAUUAAAUUGACAAUGAGUUGCGAUUCGGCGGAGUGCCGAGGACACUGGAAAGUGGUCGAAGCGUGUCAGAGGAAAAUAAUUAUGUGAGUAUUUAGAGAACAUACUUUGAUCAUCUGAUAAGAUGACUAUUGCAACUGUAAUAAGAACAGAAAUGACUUCUACUGAGCGGGGCAGACUUUUUUUUUGAUAAGACACAUAUACGCGUUCAUUACGAAAAAAGGACAAUCUAUCUCCAAUGCAUUUUAGUGGGAUCGAUGGAAUAUUAUAUUAAUAUUCGAGCCAAAAAUAAUAUACGGGCUAUUUAGUCAUUUUUGGCAGAACUCGCUGUCCAAAAAAUUAUAUUUGUACAAAAUGUAUGUUUUAUAUCACUGUACAAAGUGUAACGUCAAUCUAUGUACGAUAUCGUAAAGAGACGAAUUAAAAGUAAUUUCAUACAGAUAUUGAAAUAUUAUUAUUGUUGACGGAACGAGGAGUGAGACGUGGAAUAAUUGACGGAAGAUAUAAUAAAAAUAUAAAUUU